AUACAAUGCAGCAGUAAAUUUUAUCUGCAUUUUAAAUUCAUUCAACUGCGCGUUGACUUCUUUUUUUGGCACAAAACUUCCUUGAUCUUUUUUUCUUCUCGUUUUGAUGAUCUAUUGGUUUUCUAGCUAAUGGAAACAUACGAUUCUACAGCGAUUGGGAUUGAUUUGGGGACAACGUAUUCUUGCGUUGGGGUUUGGCAAAAUGGAAGAGUUGAGAUUAUACCAAAUGAUCAAGGCAACAGAAUGACGCCUUCUUGCGUUGCCUUCACUGACACGGAGCGUUUGAUUGGUGAAGCUGCAAAGAACCAGGUUGUUUCCAACCCUGUCAACACCAUCUUCGGUGCAAAAAGGUUAAUUGGUAUGAGAUUCAGUGAUGUUGCUGUUCAGAGUGAUAUCCAGCACUGGCCGUUCAAGGUUGUUGCGGGUCCUCGUGACAAGCCCAUGAUUGUGGUUAAUUACAAGAGUGAAGAGAGGCAAUUUGCUGCUGAAGAGAUUUCGGCAAUGGUACUCCGAAAGAUGGGUGAGAUUGCUGAAGCUUUCAUCGGCAAAAGUGUGAAGAAUGCAGUGAUUACUGUUCCUGCCUACUUUAUUGACUCUCAACGGCAGGCCACAAAAGAUGCUGGUUUGAUUGCUGGUUUUAAUGUCAUGCGUAUUAUUAACGAGCCCACUGCUGCUGCCAUGGCUUAUGGUCUUGACAUGGAUAUAAACUAUGGUGAGAAGAAUGUGCUGGUCUUUGAUUUAGGGGGCGGUACUUGUGAUGUCUCGUUGCUUGUCAUUGAAGAGCGUAUAGUUGAAGUGCGGGCCACAGCUGGAGACUCUCACCUUGGAGGCGAGGACUUUGACAACAGAUUGGUGAAUUACUUUGUUCAGGAAUUCAAAAGGAGGAAAAAGAAGGACAUUAGUGGAGAUCCUUCAGCUCUUAGGAGGUUGCGAACUGCUUGUGAGAGGGCCAAGAGGAGUCUCUCACAUGAUGUUCAAACUAACAUUGAGCUCGAUUCAUUGUGUGAAGGUAUUGACUUUUGUUCCACCAUUACUCGUGCAAGAUUCGAGGAGCUGAACACGGAUCUCUUUAGAAAGUGUUUGCAGCUGGUGAACAAGUGUUUGAGGGAUGGUAAGAUGGAUAAAAACAGCAUCGAUGAUGUUGUUCUUGUUGGUGGUUCCAGCCGGAUUCCCAAGGUGCAGCUGCUAUUGCAAUACUUUUUCAAUGGCAAAGAGCUCUGCACGAGCAUCAAUCCUGAUGAGGCAGUUGCCUAUGGUGCUGCUGUUCAGGCUACUAUCUUGAGUGGCGGAGGCCAUGAGGAGUUGGAAAGAAUGAUACUUCUGGAUGUUUCUCCCCUGUCCCUUGGGUUGGAAAUUGCUGGCGGUGUUAUGGAUGCUGUGGUAAAAAGGAACACUACGGUUCCCACAAAAAAGGAGGGUCUUUUCUCCACCUACGCAGACAAUCAAACUGCUGUCUUGAUCAAGAUUUAUGAGGGAGAGAGAACAAGGACUAGGGACAACAACUUACUGGGAACAUUUGAGCUCUCUGGUAUUGCUCCAGCACCCAAAGGUGUUCCUCAGAUCAAAAUAAUCUUUGACAUUGAUGCAGAUGGUAUCUUGAUUGUAUCAGCUGAGGAUGAGACCAGUGGUCAGAAGAAAAGGAUCACAAUCACCAAUGACAGGGGCAGGUGGUCCGAAAAAGAAAUUCAGAAGAUGGUCCACGAGGCCGAAAGGUACAAGUCUGAAGAUGAAAAGCACAAGAAGUGGGCCGAGGCAAAGAAUGGAUUGGAGAUUUUUGUCCGCAACAUGAGAAUAACAAUUGGGGAUGAGAAGAGAAGUUCAAAGCUGGCCACAGGUGACAAGAACAAGAUUGAAGGUGCCAUUGACCAGGCCAUGAAGUGGCUGGAUGGCAACCAACUUGCAAGGAAAGAUGAUUUCGAUGGCAAGUUGGGGGAGCUUGAGAGCAUCUGCAAUCCAAUCAUUGCGAAGAUUUAUAGGAGCGAUGGUGCUUGUAUGGGUACGUUAAUGGAAGAUGAAGUUUCUCCAUCUGAUGGUUAUGGCACAUACGGAGAUGAAAAACCACGGGAGGACAUAGUGGAGAACGUACCAAAUGAUCAAGGUAACAGAAUGACCCCAUCUUGUGCUGCCUUCACUGGUAUAGAGCGUCUGAUUGGUGAUGCUGCUAUGAACCAGGCUGUUAUGAAUCCCAUCAACACUAUUUUCGACAUCUAUAUGUUAAAAGAUGCGAAAAGGUGGGUUGGUAGGAGAUUUAGUGAUACUUUUGUGCAGAGCAAUAUCCAACAUUGGCCAUUCAAAGUCCUUGAAGUUCCUCGUGACAAGCCCUUGAUUGUGGUCAACUACAACGGUGAAGAGAAAUAGUUUGCAGCUGAAGAAAUAUCUUCAAGGGUCCUCUUAAAGAUGCAUCAAAUUGCAGAGGCUUACCAUGGCACUGCGAUGAAGCUUGCGGUACUCAUUGCCCCUGCCUACUUCAAUGUCCCUCAACGACAGGCCACAGCUGAUGCAGGCAAGAGUGCUGGUCAUGUCAUGCAUAUCAUUAAUGAGCCCACUGCUGCUGCGAUGGCUUAUGGUCUUGAAAAGAGGGCAAUUAUUGUUGUUGAGAGGAAGUUUGACUUGGGUGGUGGUACUUUUGAUGUCACCCUGCUUACUAUUGAAGGGAAUAUCUUUUAGCUGAAGGCCACUGCUGGAGACUCCCACCUUGGAGGUGAGGACUUUGAUAACAGAAUGAUGAAGCACUUUGUUCAGGAAUUUAGGAAGAGGAAUAAGGAGAAGGAUAGCAGUGGAAGUGCCAUGGCCCUCAGGAGGUUGAGUACUGCUUGUGAGAGGAUGAAGAGGAGCCUCUCAUCCUCUACUCAAGCUAACAUUGAGAUGGAUUCUCUAUACGACGGUAUCUAUUUUUAUUCCAUCAUUACUCGUGCAUUAUUUGAGGAGCUAAAGGUAGAUCUCUCUGGAAAGUGUUUGAAGCUGGUGGAGAAGUGAUUGAGGGAUGCCAAGAUGGACAAAAGCAGCAUCGAUGAUAUUGUUCUUAUUGGUGGUUCCAAUAGGAUUCCUAUGGUGCAACAUUUAUUGCAAUAUUUUUUCAUUGGGAAGGAGCUCUACAAGAACAUCAAUCCAGGUGAGGCUGUUGCCUACGGUGCUGCUGUCUUGAAUGGUGAAGAAGAAGAUAAUGAGAAAAUGCAAGAUCUGCUGCUUCUGGAUGCAAUUCCGUCCUUGGGGUUGGAAACUGCUGGUGGUAUUGUGACUGUUUUGAUCCCCAGAAACACCACCUUUCCCACAAAUAAGGAAGAAGUUUUCUCCACCUACUCGGAUGGUCAGCCUGGUGUCUUGAUCAAGGUUAAUGAAGGAGAGAGAACAAGAACUUGGGGCAACAACUUGCCUGGCAUUUAGCUCUCGGGAUUUCCUCCAGCACCCAGGGGUGUUCCUUGGAUCAAGGACUUUGAUAUUGAUGCAAAUGGCAUCUUGAUUGUGUCAGGUGAGGAUGUAAUCAGUGCCAAAAAAGAGAUUGAGAAGAUGACUCAGAAGGUUGAGAAGUACAAGGCUGAAGAUGAAAAGCACAAGAACAUGGUAGAGGCGAAAAAUGUGUUGGAUAAUGCCUACAACAUCAGAAACUGCGUUGGAUAUAAUAAUAUCAGUUUGAAACUGGUUGAAGAAGACAAGAACAUUGAAGAUGCUCUUGAUCAGGUGAGCGAUGGGCUGAAUUGGAACGAGCUUGUCAAGACAAAUGAGUUGGAGGACAUGUUGAAGGAGCUUCAGAGUGUCAUCAAUACUAUCAUUGCCAAGAUUGAUCAGGGUGCUGGCAGGUUGCACGAUGAAGUUCCUCUGUUUGUUGGCAGCGAGACAGCUCCAGCCAUUGGAGAAAUUAACUAGGUUUGUCGAUCUUUUUGAAUAUUAUAACUAAGUAUGGUACUAUAUUUUUCAGGGAUUAUUUGACAUCUCCCCUUUCCUACGAAACA
Populus trichocarpa (black cottonwood) is the source of this 3950-nucleotide messenger RNA. Its product is annotated as heat shock cognate 70 kDa protein 2. The record is from RefSeq and is a predicted model, not a curated record. Gene Ontology annotation, cellular component: cytoplasm. Gene Ontology annotation, biological process: protein refolding; cellular response to unfolded protein. Lineage: Eukaryota; Viridiplantae; Streptophyta; Magnoliopsida; Malpighiales; Salicaceae. Gene Ontology annotation, molecular function: heat shock protein binding; ATP binding; ATP-dependent protein folding chaperone.